AACGUUGAUUUGACAUUUACGUGACAGACAGAUAGUGACAACACGUCGAAAAUGGCUGACUCUGGGCCUAGUAAAACCGAUAUUGAAGCAAUAUUUCAAAGAUUACGCUCUAUUCCAUCGAAUAAAGUAUGUUUCGACUGCAACGCGAAAAACCCUACGUGGUCGUCGGUGACGUACGGAGUGUUCAUCUGCCUGGACUGCUCCGCGGUGCACCGCAGCCUCGGCGUGCACCUCACGUUCGUGCGCUCCACGCAGCUCGACACCAACUGGACAUGGAAGCAGCUCCGGAACAUGCAGCUUGGCGGGAAUGUCAACGCUACCCAGUUCUUCCGCACACACGGGCUGUCGACAGAGGACGCGCGACAGAAGUACAGCUCCCGCGUAGCACAGAUGUACCGUGACAAGCUGAGCACCAUGUCCGAACAGGCCAUGAAGACCUACGGCACCAAGCUUCACCUGGAGCCGGCGGCGCCCGAGCCCAAGGAGGCCAAGGAGCCCGAGGUAGACUGGUUUGCGGAGCACGGCGACGCCGCACCCACUAACACUAGCGAGCUUCCCAUCCCCGCACAGGGCGGCGGCGCGGCGCUGAGCUCGGCGGCGCGGCUGUGGGGCGCGGGCGGCGCGUCGGGCGACAUGACGCCCGCCGCGCCGCGCGCCAGCACCAUCGCCAGCCGCGCGCCCAACAAGCGACAAGGGCUGGGCGGUAGGAAAGGCGGUCUGGGCGCGACCAAGGUGGCGGCCAACUUCGAGGACAUCGAGCGCGAGGCGAUGCUGGCGCAGCAGCAGAAGGCCGCGGCGCCGGCCGCCACGCUGGAGAGCGUGGAGCAGGAGGUGGCGGCGCUGCGCCUCGCGUACCGAGCCCCCGCGCCCCGCGCCGCCGCCGAGCGCCUCGGCCUGGCGCAGCAGCAGCCGGCCCGCGCCGGCGUGUCGCACUCCGCCGCCAGCGACAUGACGCCCAUCGAGCAGGAGGACGCGCCACAGCCGCGCGCGCCGCUCGACGACAUCGACGACUUCAGCUCCUCCUUCACCAUGAUCCGGAACGAGCCGUACGGCAACAGCCGCAACCUGGACAAGUUGUUCGGUGACAGCGACCGCAAGUCUUCCUCGUUCGACAACAUCGCCGGCAUGGCCAGCAUGGGGGGCAGCGCCGGCGGGCUGGGCAGCGGGGGCAGCCUGGCUAGCCCCGGCAGCAUGGGCGGCGGCGCCGGGCUGAGUGGCGCGGACAAUACGCGCAACAGCGCGGAGGGCACGCGGGUCAACGCGGGCAGGCCGCGCGGACGCCGCGCCGACAGCGCGGAGGAUGACUCGGCCGUCAAGAAGUUCGGGUCGGCGAAGGCGAUCAGUUCGGCACAGUUCUUCGGCGAGCAGGACUCGCGGUUUGAGCGGGACUCGAACCUGUCGCGCUUCCAGGGCAGCACGAGCAUCUCGUCGGCGGAGUACUUCGGCGGCGACGCGCAGCGCAUGCCGCGCAACUCCGCCUUCAGCGUGUCCGCGCCCGACCUCGACGAGGUGCGCGAGUCAGUCCGCGCGGGCGUGACGCGCGUGGCGGGGCGGCUGUCGUCGCUCGCCAACGGCGUCGUGUCCUCCAUACAGGAGCGCUACGGCUACUGAGCCGCCCGCUCGCUCCGACACGAAUAUCUAGCCGACAUUAUUCUAAUUAUAUUUCAAUGUAAGAAACAUUUAUAAGUGACCAACUGACUAGUAACCAUACUAUGUUGCAUAAAUAACGCUUUGUUGACGAUGUCUCUGAUAGCGGAUCCAUUUUAUUAUUUUGUUUGACACCGACGACGCACUUUACCGCACAGGGACUAAUACAAACAACUGUCGUAAGUGAGUUCUAUUUUGUAUGUAUAAAACUAAUGUUGAAUUAUGUCGUAACUUAUGUAAAAGUACUUGUAUUAGACAGAAUUGUCUGAACGGGUGUGAGCAGACAUUAUUGUAUUAUAAAUAAUAUGUUUAUAUUCAUGUUGUAUCAAAAGUAACGCAGAGACACAGAAGCGCCACCUCUUGUACAACGAGUUUAUACAGAGCUGUCCGAAUGUUCAACCGCUGCUUCAUAUUCCGUGUGCGGGAAGUUGCUCGCGCUGCACACAAUCACGUUGAUGAGUUGAGUGGGCUGAAUUUGAACCGAGUUUGGGUAUUUGGACAGAUGCUACUUGUAUGUUAAGCUUUUAUAUGUAUGUAUAUGUGGUGACGCAGGCCACCCUACUAGCAUUUGUAGUACCGAAGACGGCUUAUACAUAUGCAAGAGCGCGAGUGGCGUACACACGUCGGCUGCUAGUCGGACACUGACAGCCCAUACACAUAUCGACAUAGCUUUUACAAAUUUCACAUAUAAUCUACUACGCUAUUGUAAUCGUAACUGAGACAUAGACCUUGAGUGUUGGUCAAUUACAAUGUAGUGUGUUCAGAUGUAGGAGCCGCUGUUUGUACGCGCGAGCGACAUCUUGUACUUGUAAAUAUUGUAAUGUACAUAGUACGUGCAGUAGUGCACGAGUAGCGCCGCCGCGUCACUCAGCGCUCCACAGGCGAUACCCGCUACUUCGCUAUCGCAUUCCAAAUUCUAAUGUAUCUGUUUAAUCUUCUGUUCUAUUAUAACAAAACAUAUUCGUUGAUUGUUGCAUUAUUGUAAAGUUAGUUUCCUGAGCCGUGGGUACGAGGCGCGUGGUCCGAGGGCAGGCGCAGGCGACACGCGACACUGCGUCGCCUGAGCAAGCACGCGACUAGUUAGCCACUAACCGAGCAUUUAUUUAUUUUUAUGUAAACGUUUUUGGUGUUAGAUAAUUUUUAUUUUUAUAGUAACUCGGUUAAGUUGAUGUUAGUACGAAACUAGGCGGUUGACUCGCGGCAGGGCCGUACUGCCGCGGGUCUAAGUAAGCAUGUUUAUUUUUAGAGCUUAUUUUAUGGUCGACACUAAGUUUGUGCGCAUUAUAUUAAGUUAGGAGCGACAAGCGUCCGCGCUGUGAGUCAGCGCUGGCGACAGCUCGCGAGGAAUGUUCCGCUCGGGGCCGCUCCGGCUCCAACACAUUUGUAUAGUAAUAGAAUUUUGUUUUAUAGAUUAUAAUUAUUGAUAUAAAUAUACAAAAUUAUAUUUGCUA
Helicoverpa armigera (cotton bollworm) is the source of this 3098-nucleotide messenger RNA. It is a transcript of the gene ArfGAP3, whose product is annotated as ADP-ribosylation factor GTPase-activating protein 3. Gene Ontology annotation, molecular function: GTPase activator activity. The record is from RefSeq and is a predicted model, not a curated record. Gene Ontology annotation, biological process: COPI coating of Golgi vesicle. NCBI's taxonomy places the organism in Eukaryota, Metazoa, Arthropoda, Insecta, Lepidoptera, Noctuidae. The transcript is spliced from 9 exons. The coding region runs from base 52 to 1611 and encodes 519 amino acids.